Cynara cardunculus var. scolymus (artichoke) is the source of this 931-nucleotide messenger RNA. RefSeq lists its product as uncharacterized. Lineage: Eukaryota; Viridiplantae; Streptophyta; Magnoliopsida; Asterales; Asteraceae. The coding region runs from base 59 to 931 and encodes 290 amino acids. The record is from RefSeq and is a predicted model, not a curated record. The transcript has a single exon.
CCCCUCCAUUCUUCUUUCUACUUUUGUGGUUCUUCUUUGAUUUCUCCUUGACCUUGAAAUGUGGCCAAUUCGAAUCAAAUCUACCAGAAAUCAUCAUAGCCCUAGUUAUAACAACAAUGAUCAUAGCCCUAGAACACCCUCCAACCCUGAUUUCAAUCAUCAAUCCUUUAAGGAUAUCGAGACUCUCUUCCCUCAUGUUGAUUUGAACAACGCCAUUCAAGAACAACCAUCUUCUUCUUCUUCCUCACCUACUUGCUCCGCCGACCUUAAGCGACGAUCCGUCUUCCAUCGUGUUCAUCUCGCCAAUCGAAUUACUCGCGCCUUCUCCAUCCGACCAAAACCAAGCCCGGAGGAAAUACUCACGGAACCGAACCAAAUCGCGGCGGCUGAGAAAUCGGAAAAGCUGGAGAAACCUGAGAAUUCUAUAAAAUCUCAGCCGCGGAUCCCGAUCCCUGGAGCGGAAAAACGAGUAGUGAUAUACGUGACAAGCCUCCGAGUGGUCCGAUCGACGUUCGAGGCUUGCCGGACCGUUCGUUCGAUUUUCCAAGGAUUCCGUGUUCCGAUCGACGAGCGAGAUCUGACGAUGGACGCUUCGUUUUUUGACGAGAUACGGAAGAUCAUGGCUCAAAUAGGGCAAGGCGAGCCUCGAAGUUCGAGGGUAGAUCUCCCCAGAGUUUUCAUCGGCGGCAGGUAUAUCGGAGGGGCAGAUGAGGUUGUGGAAUUGCAUGAAAUAGGUGAGUUAAAGAAACUCGUAGAAGGGUUGCCGGCGGCGACUCCCGGCGUCUGCAAUUUUUGCGGCGGAUUUAGAUUUAUCCUGUGCCUGGAGUGCAACGGUAGCCAUAAGUGUCACAUAGAAGACGGUGGCUUUAGGACUUGUACGGAAUGCAAUGAAAAUGGUCUCAUAAGGUGCCCUUCUUGUUUAAGCACUUAA